UAAACAAUGGUGCUCCAUCAAAACAUCCAUGUUCUCAUGACCACACUUGCCUUACAAGGCCAUCUAAACCCUAUGCUUAAGUUCGCUAAAAUCCUCGUCACAAAGGGCAUUCAUGUUACCAUUGCCACCACCGAGCUAGCCCGACACAACAUUUUCAAACACACUACAACAGCACCAGCCACUAACGACGAUGCCGAUGCCGAUGCCGAUGCCACCAUGCCAUCAAUCAAACUCGAGUUCUUCUCGGACGGACUCGACGUCGACUUCAACCGUCAAAGUAACUAUGACUAUUGGGUCGAAACACUAGAAACCGAAGGCAGAAAAAACUUUUCAAAUCUCGUGACGAAAUUAUCCGAACGCACAAAAUUCUCGUGCCUAAUCGUCCACCAAUUUGUGCCUUGGUUCAUACCGGUCGCAAAAGAAAACAACCUCCCUUGCGUCGCGCUUUGGAUCCAGCCAUGUGCUCUCUACUCUAUCUAUUACCAUUUCUUCAACAAACUCAACGAUUUCGCCAUUUUACAAAACUCGAACGAGACUCUCCAAUUACCCGGUAUGCCGUUACUCAACUUCGACGACAUCCCUACCUUCAUCUUCCCCAACGCUCACCUCGCCAUCCAAAAGGUCCUCUCUGAUUUUUUCGCCUUUUUGGGCGAUGUGAAGUGGGUCUUGGGGAAUUCCUUUUACGAGCUGGAGGAGGAGGUUGUCGAGUCCAUACGCGGGGUUGUUCGGCCGAUGCUUUAUCCUAUCGGUCCAUUGGUGUCGCCGUUUUUAUUUGGGAAGGAGAAGGAGGAAGAGAGGGACUUUGGGGUGAGCGUAGACAUGUGGAAGGCGGAUGAUUCUUGCUUGCAAUGGCUCGAUGGGCAGGAUUUAGGGUCGGUUGUUUAUGUGUCCUUUGGGAGUGUUGUUGUUUUGUCUCAGGACCAAAUGGACAAUGUUGCUAAUGGGUUGUUGAUGAGUGGCAAGCCAUUUCUUUGGGUGUUCAAACGGCCCUCCUCGGACAAGGAGUCUACCGAUGGUACUGUUCGGCUGCCGGAUGGCUUUCUUCAGGCUGCUGGCCGGAGGGGGAUGGUCGUCAAUUGGUGCUCUCAAGAAAAGGUUCUGAAGCACAAAGCAGUGGGUUGCUUCAUAACUCAUUGCGGGUGGAACUCAAUGCUAGAGACGGUCAUUGCCGGGGUUCCAGCGAUAGCAUUUCCGGAGUGGGCGGAUCAACCUACGAAUGCUAGAUUGUUGACGGAUGUUUUCAAGAUGGGUGUGAGAAUAAGGAAGGGAGAUGAGGGAAUUGUUAGUUCAAAAGAGGUGGAGAGAUGCAUAUGGGAGAUGACCGACGGCCCGAACGCGACGGCAAUGGCAAAAAGGGCGGUUGAGCUGAUGGAAGCGGGCAAAAGAGCCGUGGAGGACGGUGGUUCUUCUCAUCGGAAUCUUGAUCUUUUUAUAGCUGACAUUGUUGGCAAAAAGGACACGACAAACGUGCAUGCAAAUCUUGAGAUGGCAUGAACAUGCAUAUUUUUUUUUAUCUACAAUAGUCACAUGAGAAUAAGAAGAAA
Messenger RNA from Cucurbita pepo subsp. pepo (vegetable marrow), 1544 nucleotides. Its product is annotated as UDP-glycosyltransferase 84B2. Lineage: Eukaryota; Viridiplantae; Streptophyta; Magnoliopsida; Cucurbitales; Cucurbitaceae. The record is from RefSeq and is a predicted model, not a curated record. Gene Ontology annotation, molecular function: abscisic acid glucosyltransferase activity; quercetin 3-O-glucosyltransferase activity; quercetin 7-O-glucosyltransferase activity.